AUGGUUUUAAAGAAAAAAACGAAUGCAUCUUGUCUUGCAUGCUUACUUUUUCUAUUGCUGAGUGCUAUUUGUAUGUACUGCAUUGAUGAAGUGCAAAAAGAUACUGAAGACUCCAGAAGAAAGAUAUUAGCGAAACAGCAGUUUAAGGAGAGUCAGAGCCUCUUGAAGAACACGGAAGAAUUUCAAGGAAAGGAUGUCCGUAGCCCAAAUAUGUAUGAAGAAAAGACAAAUAAAAAUGAAAAUCAUCCGGGAGUCUCUACAGAGAACAUCCCUUUUCAAUCUUCUUUCAUGUCAUCCUAUCUACAGGAAAUAGAGCUGCAAAGAGAGAAUGAUCCUGGCUUUUACUGUCCUAAGAUAUACGUUUCAACAAAAAAGAGCGGUAUAAAAAUACUAAAUAGUGGCAUUAACUUUAAAAUGAGGAGAAGCACCAAACACGGAAAGCGCGAGAAGUUCACAGGCAAAAUGAAAUACUGGUCAAGCUUAGGCACAGAAGAGAGCAUUAAAAUUGAGUUUAGCAACCCAGACGACUUUAACUACUUUUUAAUAGAGCUUCCUUCAGGCAAAAAAGUUGAGGAUGUUUUAAACAACACAAAGUGUACUGAACUUAGCUCUAUAGACAAUACUACAAAAAAUGCCAAAAGUUGUGUUUUUAUUUUCAAUGAGGAGUAUGAGAGGGAUAGGUCCGCAGUUUCUUCUCCUAGCGCAGAGGAAGACCCGUCAGAUGCUAGUAAAAAUUUAGUGAAAAUGACUCGGAUUAACAGCAGCAGGGGAAAAACAGUAGGUAAAGCCGAUCUACACAUCUCUCCCCGCUAUUAUUACGAAAACAUUCAUAACUCAUAG
Molecule: messenger RNA, 840 nt
Organism: Nematocida minor
Lineage: Eukaryota; Fungi; Microsporidia
Exons: 1
Coding region: 1-840 (279 amino acids)
Source: RefSeq, a predicted model, not a curated record